This is a messenger RNA of Thyridium curvatum, 579 nucleotides long. RefSeq lists its product as uncharacterized. The transcript has 2 exons. Gene Ontology annotation, molecular function: protein binding. The coding region runs from base 1 to 579 and encodes 192 amino acids. Gene Ontology annotation, biological process: ribosome biogenesis; ribosomal large subunit biogenesis; ribosomal large subunit export from nucleus. Gene Ontology annotation, cellular component: nucleolus; nucleus; preribosome, large subunit precursor. The record is from RefSeq and is a predicted model, not a curated record. NCBI's taxonomy places the organism in Eukaryota, Fungi, Ascomycota, Sordariomycetes, Thyridiales, Thyridiaceae.
AUGUCUCUGCCCAAAUCCAGGCCAAAGCUGCCCGUGGCGGUCAACAAGCCCACGCCGUAUACAUUCGAUCUAGGCCUGCUCCUCGCCAAUGACAGCAACCCGCUCGAGCUCGACUCCGCCAACCUCGAGUCCUCACUCGCAGAGACUGCCCGCGAUGGCGCACAAGCACUCAUCAACCAGCUCCUGACCACCUGCCCCAUCCAGUCCACCGAGGCCGGCGUCCUGCUCUCCCUGCCCCAGCCCACGACGCCCCUGCCGCGCGAGAAGCCCGUGCCCCAGCCCAAGCCCCUGACCAAGUGGCAGCAGUUCGCCGCCAAGAAGGGCAUCAAGCCCAAGACGCGCGAGCAGCGCAAGAACCUGCAGUACAACAAGGAGAAGGGCGAGUGGGAGCGCAAGUGGGGGUACAAGGGCGCCAACAAGGGCGUCGAGAACGACUGGCUGAUCGAGCUCGACCCGGAGAAGGAGGCCCAGCGCAAGGAGGGUACCACCGUGCGCGGAGACAGCCGCAGGGAGAGGAAGGAGAGGAUCAAGCGGAACGAGAGGAAGAUGAGGAAAAACCUGCGGAGCGGGGAGAAAUGA